GCCGCUCUCAAGUCUUCCACGGCAUAACGCACCACAUCACCGACUUAACAACAAUCCCAAACCAGCAUUAUUGUGAAAGAAAUAAUGCUACGUGUCAGCAGAUUUGUGGCGUUUGCCGUGGUUACGUUAGUUGUUUGCUGCAAUGCUGACCCUCGUCAGGAGCAAGAAGAGCACAACGCAGCUGAUCGUUACGACAAUGGUAACAAACCACAAAACCUCGAGUCUAUAGGACACAAUUUGGUGAGGCAAGUCCGCGAGGCUCAUCGCAUGUCACAUUUGGGAAGACGCUAUGAAUAUAUAAGUCCACUUGGUAGAAAUCUGGUUGCGCCAUUCGAAUACGGAUAUUACGGAGAUGGUCUGCCAAAACGAAACUUUGAUGAAAUCGACCGAUCGAACUUGAACACAUUUGUGAAGAAGCGAAACUUCGACGAAAUAGACCAGUCGUCCAUGCCCUUCCCGUUCAAGAGAUUCUACCCGUUCAUGGGACCUAACUACGUGGACAUCCCAGUCUCAAGCCUAGACAAGAAGCGCUACAGACCCGAUUAUCCUAUGGACGAAAUUGACUUCUCACAGUUCCCUAUUGGUUCUAAAAGAUCGGAAAAUACCCACUCUCUACGAUAAUCAGUAUGCAGUAAACAUCCUAAAAGGCUCAAUCGCUACGUAUUAAGAUAUUUGUCUCGCUUUCUUGGAAUACAUUGACACGAUAUAAACUUUACUUCUUUUUAUUUAAAACAUCAUAAACAAAAUUGUUUAUUGGUUAUCAUUAUAUGAAUAAAGUUAUGUAUUCUAUAUUAGAUAUAUUUUUAAUCUGACUGUAAUUUUAUUAGAAGAAAAUUAAACGCUUUUAAUAUAAAAAAAUAUUUAUCCUUGUAAGAAAUUGUAUGUUAGUUAAAUGUUGUUACACAUAUUACAUAGGUAUAAUUAUUUAUUGUAAAAU
Molecule: messenger RNA, 937 nt
Organism: Pieris brassicae (large cabbage white)
Lineage: Eukaryota; Metazoa; Arthropoda; Insecta; Lepidoptera; Pieridae
Gene: Ork
Product: orcokinin peptides-like
Exons: 7
Coding region: 85-621 (178 amino acids)
Source: RefSeq, a predicted model, not a curated record